CUUUAAGGCAUGCAGGCUCUGUGAUCUGAAAUGAGUAUACCAUCUUUAUGAGCUGGAGAAACUUUUAAUUUAAUUCUGACUUUUUUUAAUUUAACAGUUUUAAAAAUGAUGGAUAAAAAAUCAACAGCCUGCUUUUAUACAUUGUGCUUUGCUCUAACGUUAAUCUCUAAUAACGUUCUUGCUUUGGGUGAUUCUUGGCAAAACACAGGAACUGAAUUCCUAACUGCAUUUGUUCAGAACUUUGAAGACUGGUUAGAAGGUGAAGAAUUUCAGUUGAUAAUCACUGCUCUUUGUCCAACAUUUGUUCAUGUCUACAUACACAAUAAAGAAUUUAGCACUGAUGUAACAAUAGAAGAAGGUCAGACAAUGACAGUCAACAUUCCAGCUUCAGUAGAACUCUUGGGAACCACAAACUCUUCCACCAGCACUGUUAUAAUUAGUUCCAAUAAUCCAAUCACUGUACUUUCCAUCAACUACAAACCUGAAACUGCAGCCUCUGCAGUUAUUUUCCCAGUAGAGGCUCUGGGCACAGAAUAUUAUGUGAUUUCCCCUAGAGGGAGUUAUGGCACUCCAGAGUUUGCUGUUAUCAACUAUAAUCAGACAAAUGAUGUUUCUAUUAACAUUACUGGUCCGGUUACUUAUAAUCAAAUACAUUAUAAAUCUGGGGAAAUUGUCCACUUAACACUGUCCCCAUUUGAAGUGGUUCAGUUCCAAAGUAAUGACAUUUUAACUGGUACAAGUAUUCAUUCUAAGUACCCUGUUGCUGUCCUGUCUGGAAAUAGCUGUGACAGGUAUAAUGCUGCUUGUGAUCUUUUGUAUGAACAGUUAAUUCCUGUAACUGGAUGGGGUAAAAACUUCAUCAUACCUUCUAUAACAAACCGUAGUGACUCAGACCUUGUCACUAUAAUCACCUCUGAAAGAACUGAAAUAACAUUUAAUAACGGUUCAGGGAUUGACACAUUAGUCCUAUUGAAAGGAGAAAGUUCAGUGAUCCUGCUAGCUCCAGAUUCAUACUUAGAUAUUAAAGCAACACGUGGCAUCAUGGUAAUGCUUAUAUUCACUGGAGGUGUCUAUGGGAGCACUAUAUUGGAUCCAUUUAUGAUGAAUAUAAUUCCAGUUGAAUACUUCUCCAGUUCCUACAUUAUUAACUCACAAAGCACAUAUGACAACUACAUUCUCUUAAUAGCUGAUGAGUCACAGAUAUCAAAAAUCCUGAUAGAUGAUCAGAUCUUGUCAGAUUACCUAAUAUGGACUAAUAUGAAUAUGACAAAAUAUAUAUGGACAACUCUCAUGGUGGAUGUGAAGAACGAGUCUUACAUUAUAAAGAACUGCUCAUCAUGUGGAGUUUACCAGUAUGGCCUUACAUCUUAUUUAAGCAUUGGAACAACUGGAUCAGCAGCAAACUUGUUGGCAUCCAUAAGCUGCCCAGUUAUGACCACAGCAGCUAUACCAGCACCAACGAGCAUAAGUCAGAUGGUUACAGAAAAAACAGCAGAAUCAACAGCACCAGCAAGUACAAGCCAGGUGGCCACAACAGAAUUUAUCACAACAAGAAAACCACCAGGUAUGAUUGAAAAUCUCACUGUAUCUAAUGUGAACGAUACUUCCUUCGAACUGAGCUGGCAUUAUCCUGAUGGUGACACACAUUUAUAUGAAAUACAGAUUGAUGGACCACAACAGAAAGCUCAGGUGUCUACUACAGAGUCAGCAGAAAUACAAGACCUUACUCCAGGAACAAAUUACACAGUUAGAGUAGCAGCCAUAGCAUUUAAUGGCAGAAAAGGACCAUUUGCUGAAGUUUCCCAUUUCACCAAUCCUGGCCGUGUUGAAAACAUUUCUGUGAGUAAUGUGACAACAAAAUCAAUAGAGUUGAACUGGGUACAUCCAGAGGGAAACCUAAGCUCAUAUGAGAUCCAGAUAGAAGGACCGCAGCCUAAAGUUCUGAUGGCUGAUACAGAGUCAGCCAUAUUAACAGACCUUACAUCUGCAACAAGAUACACAUUUAAUAUAGCAGCAGUAGGGGGUGAUGGCACAAAAGGAGAUGUUAUUGAAAUUUCCACAUUCACCAAACCUGACAAGAUACAAAGCAUUUCUGUGAAUAAUGUGACAACAACAUCUGCAAUGCUGACGUGGGAACGUCCAUAUGGUGACGUAAAGUCGUAUGAGAUAGCGAUACAGGGACCAGAAUCAAAAGUUAUCACUGUAACUACAAAGUUUGCUAAUAUAACAGGCCUUACACCAGGAACAAAUUACACAUAUAAGGUGUCACCAGUAACAGAAGAUGGCACAAAAGGAGAAUUUACUGCAGUUAAUAAAUUCACAGUUCCUGGUACAAUAGGGAGCAUCACUGCGAGUAAUGUGACAAUGACAUCACUUGUGCUGAGCUGGAAACAUCCUUCGGGCAACCUGAAAGCAUAUGAAGUACAGAUUGUGGAAAUCCAAGCAGACAUCCAAACUACUUCUGAGACUGUAACAAUAACAAAACUGGAUCCAGGAACAACUUACACAGUCAAGGUUGCAGCAGUAGCAGAUGAUGAUACCAAAGGAGCAUAUACUAUAACUUUUCAACCUACCAAAAAAGCACCUCCAAACUGGUGCUGGUCUCGGAGGAAGCCCUUCUGUUGUCUACAGCCUAAUGUAAAAUGCAGGUCAGAAGAUAACUCAUGCUUUUGUGAUAGCGUUUGUCCAAAAUACAGCAACUGUUGUACGGACUAUAAGCAGCACUGCCUGGAUAAACAAUAUUAAGAGUGUUACUAAGAUGAAGACAAGAUAACCAAAUUUACUGAAUAAAAGCAGCAUGAAUGUCAGCAGACAAGAAGGAAGGUCUACAAUGUGUCAACAAUGGCCAUUCAUGUCUUAAGGGAUGGCCUUUUGGUUGCAUUUUUGUUACAUUGUCAAAAUAUUGCUUAUAUAAUAUCCUCUUUACAUAACAUUUUAUUAUCUUACAUAGUGUAUUAUUUGUAACAAAUGUACUUUUUAACUGUGGUGUUACCUGAAAAGUUGCCAUAAACCAAAUUACUCUAUUAUAAGGUGACAUGAAUCAGGAAGUUUACAGUUCACUGGCUGUAUAAAGUAACAUUUUUGAAUCAUUAUAUAUCUGAUCUGUGAAAAAAGUGUGAUUUGGUGUAAAGUGACUGUGUAACAUAUGGAUUAAAGUAAUAUUAUGGUGGUAUGUACUGCA
This is a messenger RNA of Protopterus annectens (West African lungfish), 3181 nucleotides long. Its product is annotated as receptor-type tyrosine-protein phosphatase eta-like. Gene Ontology annotation, molecular function: protein binding. Lineage: Eukaryota; Metazoa; Chordata; Ceratodontiformes; Protopteridae. The record is from RefSeq and is a predicted model, not a curated record. The transcript is spliced from 11 exons. The coding region runs from base 106 to 2745 and encodes 879 amino acids.